AUGAAGUGCGCCUGCUGUUACGCGAAAUGGAAGGGUUCACUUCCCGAUACGGAGCAAUCGCGAUUUCCCGACUUCUCUUUUCUCGUUGAUAGUGAGAGCGAAUUAACACCGGAAAACGCAGCGAAAUCCGAAAGCAACUUAUUGAAGGUGAUGAAAGUCUCUGGCCAAGAUCAAGAACAAGAAAAACAUAAGCAUGGGAAUUGUGAAAAAAAGAAUAAACCUCAUGGUAUUUCGGGACCUUUUGUCAAGAACUCCAAGUCCGGGAAUACGGUUCAGGCUUUCAUCGUUCAGACCGCUAUGAUGACAAACGAUACGAAGCCUUCGACCCUGGAACCAGAACCAAAAAUGAUUGUAUCUUCUGAUCGGAACACCGAUUCUUUUCUGGGCAAAUCUGAAUAUCCUCAUUCCUCGAGAAGCGAGCCUUCCAAGCGAGCAGCACGUGCUAUGGGAUUAAAAUCGUCUAAAAGGGCUUUGUCAAUGAAAGUGGGACAACAGCCGCGAAAUGCUUCGUAUCCCAUCGAUCGAAGGUCGCGAUUAAGUCGAAAGUCGUCGGUGAAAAAAAUUGCAGAUAAAUCAAUGAGAGCUAAAGCGAAACCCUUCGCUGUGAGAAUCUCUUCCGAUCAAAUCGACCAAUGGGAAAGCUACAAAGGAUCGUCCAGUUUUUCAAGCUUGAAUAAUGAGAACGUGGACAGUGAGCGUUCGAAAAAGCCAGACUCAAAGAUAGCCUUGAAAGACGAUGAGUCAUCACCAAUGUGUCAGUUUAAACCUUGGAAAGCGUCCCACGAUCCCGGCUACCUGGACCCAGAUCGCAUAAUAUUACGACGAAUGACGAAUCCUCAGAGAAUCUUGGUAGGGCAAAUGUGCGCUUCCUUGAAAACAAGAAAGAUCAACAUGGAAGGUUUGGUGAGGGAGAAAACACCGUUAGCGGCACUGAUUGCGCCCGUGUUCUCUAACGAGAUUAUCAGAAUCCUGACUAAGGGAAUACGCGGAGUGGGGUCCAGGAAGAGGGAAGUGGCGGAGGAAAAUGACGAAGACAUAGCUAUCGUCUCCGAGAAGCUAACUGGCCCAGUUCUCGCCAGGAUCCGUCAAGCGGUCGCGGAAAAUGAAACACAGCGAAAACUGCAUUCUUUCUUGAAAAGUCAACUUUGAAGCUGCGUAUUUACGGGAAGAUUACCUAGAACACAAGGUACCCAUACGCUUUAGG
This is a messenger RNA of Diprion similis, 1204 nucleotides long. RefSeq lists its product as uncharacterized. The record is from RefSeq and is a predicted model, not a curated record. Bases 1 to 1149 code for a protein of 382 amino acids. The transcript is spliced from 4 exons. NCBI's taxonomy places the organism in Eukaryota, Metazoa, Arthropoda, Insecta, Hymenoptera, Diprionidae.